GGUGGGGGAGUGUAUGGCCUGUGCUUGCCACUGCCUUCAGCUGGGGGUUUGGGGGCUUGGCCCCGGCCUCAGGACAGGGAUGUGCUCCCAGCCCGUGCCAGGACAGUGUCUGCUGGGCCCCCCAAGCUCCCCAUCACCUGCCUCCUCCCACUGACCUCACAGACCUGCCACUCAGCACCCCCUCGUCCUGAGCCAGAGCAUCCCAGGUCGUGCCAGCCCUUCCCCACACCCUGGGCAGAAUGGGCAAGGAGAAGACCCACAUCAACAUCGUGGUCAUUGGCCAUGUGGACUCGGGCAAGUCCACCACAACAGGCCACCUCAUCUACAAAUGCGGGGGCAUCGACAAGAGGACCAUCGAGAAGUUCGAGAAGGAGGCGGCUGAGAUGGGGAAGGGCUCCUUCAAAUACGCUUGGGUGCUGGACAAGCUGAAGGCAGAGCGGGAACGCGGCAUCACCAUCGACAUCUCCCUCUGGAAGUUUGAGACCACCAAGUACUACAUCACCAUCAUCGACGCCCCGGGCCACCGUGACUUCAUCAAGAACAUGAUCACUGGCACAUCCCAGGCGGACUGCGCGGUGCUGAUCGUGGCAGCAGGAGUGGGCGAGUUUGAGGCGGGCAUCUCCAAGAAUGGGCAGACCCGUGAGCAUGCACUGCUGGCCUACACGCUGGGCGUGAAGCAGCUCAUCGUGGGUGUCAACAAGAUGGAUUCGACGGAGCCAGCCUAUAGCGAGAAACGCUACGAUGAAAUUGUCAAGGAGGUCAGCGCCUACAUCAAGAAGAUUGGCUACAACCCGGCCACCGUGCCCUUUGUGCCCAUCUCCGGCUGGCACGGUGACAACAUGCUGGAGCCUUCGCCCAACAUGCCAUGGUUCAAGGGCUGGAAGGUGGAGCGUAAGGAGGGGAACGCAAGCGGCGUGUCCCUGCUCGAGGCCCUGGACACCAUCCUGCCCCCCACACGCCCUACAGACAAGCCUCUGCGCCUGCCACUGCAGGACGUGUACAAGAUUGGCGGCAUUGGCACGGUGCCGGUGGGCCGCGUGGAGACGGGCAUCCUUCGGCCAGGCAUGGUGGUGACCUUUGCGCCAGUGAACAUCACCACUGAGGUGAAGUCAGUGGAGAUGCACCAUGAGGCACUGAGCGAGGCCCUGCCCGGUGACAACGUGGGCUUCAAUGUGAAGAAUGUGUCAGUCAAAGACAUCCGCCGUGGCAACGUGUGUGGGGACAGCAAGUCCGACCCGCCCCAGGAGGCUGCCCAGUUUACCUCCCAGGUCAUCAUCCUGAAUCACCCUGGGCAGAUCAGUGCUGGAUAUUCACCGGUUAUCGACUGCCACACUGCCCACAUCGCCUGCAAGUUUGCUGAGCUGAAGGAAAAGAUUGACCGGCGUUCUGGCAAGAAGCUGGAGGACAACCCCAAGUCCCUGAAGUCCGGUGAUGCGGCCAUCGUGGAGAUGGUCCCCGGAAAGCCCAUGUGUGUGGAGAGCUUCUCCCAGUACCCGCCCCUCGGCCGCUUCGCUGUUCGCGACAUGCGGCAGACCGUGGCGGUGGGCGUCAUCAAGAAUGUGGAGAAGAAGAGCGGCGGCGCCGGCAAGGUCACCAAGUCGGCGCAGAAGGCGCAGAAGGCCGGCAAGUGAAGCG
Molecule: messenger RNA, 1635 nt
Organism: Galeopterus variegatus (Sunda flying lemur)
Lineage: Eukaryota; Metazoa; Chordata; Mammalia; Dermoptera; Cynocephalidae
Gene: EEF1A2
Product: eukaryotic translation elongation factor 1 alpha 2
Exons: 7
Coding region: 240-1631 (463 amino acids)
Biological process (GO): translation; translational elongation
Molecular function (GO): translation elongation factor activity; GTP binding; GTPase activity
Source: RefSeq, a predicted model, not a curated record